Messenger RNA from Dictyostelium purpureum, 783 nucleotides. RefSeq lists its product as uncharacterized. Bases 1 to 783 code for a protein of 260 amino acids. NCBI's taxonomy places the organism in Eukaryota, Evosea, Eumycetozoa, Dictyosteliales, Dictyosteliaceae. The transcript has a single exon. The record is from RefSeq and is a predicted model, not a curated record.
AUGAAUUUAAAAACUUAUACUAAAUUUAAUAAAAAUCAAAUACAUAAUAUUAUCAGAUUUUAUUCAAACAAUUCAAAAAGAGAACAAUUGUCAGUUGAAAGAGAAUGGUGGAAACCAAAUAAAGAUUUAUCUUUAAUUUUAGAAAAGUCUAAACAAGAAAAAAAACCAUUAUUUGUUUUUUUAGAAGGUAUUAGCGGAAGUGGUAAACAACAAUUGUUAGAAAGAUUAUCGAAUACAGGUUAUAAGACUAUUUCAAAUACAUUCUUUAAGGAUUCAUCAAAUUUAAAAGAUACAAAUUUUUCCAAUCAUUUUGAUAGCAAUUUAAAAUUGUCAAUCAAUCAAUUAAAUAACAGCAAUUUAGAAUCAAUUAAAAAUAAUUUAGUUUUUGUUCAUAGAUCACCAAUAAGUUCAAUAGUAUAUAAUAAUAUUAAUAAUAAAGAAUUAUUUUCAUUAAUAAAAGAUCAAAUUUUAAAAGAAAAAGAAAACCAAAUUAAUAAUGAAAUUAAUAGUGUCUACAUUUAUUGUAAAACACCAAUAGAAUUGGUGGAACAAAGAUUGGGUGGAAGAUAUCAUUUCUAUGAUGAAAAAGAAUUAGAUUUAUUAGAAAUUUUAAAAAUUCAAGAUAAUCAAGAUAGAUCCGUCGAAAUUUAUGAACAACUUUUAGAAAAUAAUUUAAUCUUUAAUCAAACUUUAGACACAACUUCCAUUAAACAAGCUUGUCCAAGUCUUUUAGCUUUAUUUAAUAUUUAUUUUAAUGUUUUAAAUUUAAAAAAUAAAUUAUAA